AUGAAUCAGAGCUUGAGGUUCUUUCUUUUCUCUGUAUCUUCUCCUUGCGAUUUUCUCCCGGCUGCUCUCGCGUUCAAUAGACAGAGCAAGAGGUGUACCGAUGUUGUGUGCAAGGCCGUGUCUGUCAAGCCCAAAGCUGGAAUUGAAGGGCUCAAUAUCGCCGAGAAAGCCGCUCAGGUGGAACAUCUAAAGCCUGGAACUGGCGGUCACAGAUUGAAUGUUAAGUUGAAAGAGGAUGUGUCAAACUUGGGUAAGCAAGGGCAACUACUGGAAGUGAAAGCCGGUUUUUUCAGAAACUUCCUGUUGCCUACGAGAAAGGCUCAGCUCAUGACUCUGAUUCUGGAAAUGAAGAUGGAAGACGAACGGAUAGAGGCAGAAAAGCAAAGGGUGAAAGAAGAGGCCCAACAACUGGCAAUGAUAUUUGAAACCGUUGGGGCUUUCAAGGUUAAACGCAAGGGUGGUAAAGGCAAACAAAUAUUUGGAUCUGUGACAGCACAAGACCUCGUCGACAUCAUCAAGGCACAGCUCCAAAGGUCUUUUGAUUUUUUAGGUUAUGAAGAUUUGUAUGACUGCUCCAGAGAUGCUUGUAAGAAUGCUUUCUUUUUAUCCUAAAACACGAAUUAAGGAUCUUCAAAUUGUAUUCUUCGAAUUGCUUUAUAUUUGUUCUCUUUUUGUAUCUCAUAUGUUUUGCUACAUCUGUUUCUUUUUUUCAUGAUACUUUAGUAUAUAUUUGUAUUCAUGUAUGACAAGUUUUGAAAAAAUGUAAUCUUUUAGACGAAAAA
Molecule: messenger RNA, 782 nt
Organism: Eutrema salsugineum
Lineage: Eukaryota; Viridiplantae; Streptophyta; Magnoliopsida; Brassicales; Brassicaceae
Product: 50S ribosomal protein L9, chloroplastic
Exons: 7
Coding region: 1-612 (203 amino acids)
Biological process (GO): translation
Cellular component (GO): ribosome; mitochondrion
Molecular function (GO): structural constituent of ribosome
Source: RefSeq, a predicted model, not a curated record